UUGAGCCGCUCUUGGUAUCCUGUCCGGAAGCAGCCCUUUUGAUUAUCAGGAAGUUUGGGCGGUGGUUGAGCAGGCCGUCAGUUUGUUGGGUUUCAGGUAAAAUCACACCAGAGGCAACAUGUCCAGCAAAAGUCGUGUGAAGGCAAAGACGGGAGCCAGGAAGCGCCCUCAGCGUGCGACCUCCAAUGUCUUUGCCAUGUUCGAUCAGUCACAGAUCCAGGAGUUCAAGGAAGCCUUCAACAUGAUCGAUCAGAACCGUGACGGCUUUGUGGACAAGGAGGAUCUGCAUGACAUGCUGGCAUCUCUGGGUAAGAACCCGACUGAUGCAUAUUUGGAGACGAUGAUGACUGAAGCUCCUGGGCCCAUUAACUUCACAAUGUUCCUCACCAUGUUUGGAGAGAAACUGAAUGGCACUGACCCAGAAGAUGUCAUCCGCAACGCCUUUGCCUGCUUCGACGAGGAAGGAACUGGCUUUAUCCAGGAAGACUACCUGCGGGAACUUCUGACCACGAUGGGUGACCGCUUCACAGACGAGGAGGUCGAUGAGCUCUUCAGGGAGGCCCCAAUUGACAAGAAGAACAACUUUAACUAUGUGGAGUUCACACGUAUCCUCAAACACGGAGCCAAAGACAAGGAUGACUAAACACAGAAACCUCCAUGCAUCAUCAAUCCUUCCUUUCUAAUCUUCUUUCUGAGCUAAAGGAGCUGUACCUAAUGUUUCUGGAAAUAUUCUGAGAUAAAUGCCAACCUCAAAAAUCUGCAAGGCUGCUCUGUUUGUGUGUGAUUUAUUUAAAGGUAAACUUUAAGGGGAAAAUGUAUCUAGAUUAAGACCAAAUUACUGAACAUGUUAGGAUAAUUAUUUUUUAAAUAUUGGACACAGCACGGUUGUUUAGGAGUGGAGGGAGUCAUUUGUUGUGGUUGGUUUAACAGUGGGUUACUUCAGCCUCUUUUGAAAGCAUAGAUGUAAUUAGCUGGGUUUUGUAUAUGCAUUAUUAAUUAUGAUCUUUCACUUUUUAUUUUAGGCCUUUUUCUAAAUGUCUAUCCCACUAAAGUGUACCUUCUAGUAAAUUCAACAGACAUUUAAUGUAGAUGCAGCAGAACUGCACAUAACAGUCUUGGAUCUCUUGGAGGUCAAGCUUCUCAGUGCUUUAAAUGUGGUAAAAUGUGAAGUGGUGGUGGGGUCUACAACCACGUUUGACGUUAUGUCCCAAUCUAGCUGAAUUUUUAUAAUAAAAAUGAACUUUUUCAAUAAAUUACUUAAAUUGUAGAA
Messenger RNA from Ictalurus furcatus (blue catfish), 1270 nucleotides. RefSeq names its product myosin regulatory light chain 12B. The record is from RefSeq and is a predicted model, not a curated record. Gene Ontology annotation, cellular component: cytoplasm. Bases 119 to 643 code for a protein of 174 amino acids. Gene Ontology annotation, molecular function: calcium ion binding. The transcript is spliced from 4 exons. Lineage: Eukaryota; Metazoa; Chordata; Actinopteri; Siluriformes; Ictaluridae.